AUGAAAACUGGUUGCAGUAUUGUGGAAAAGCCUAAAGGAGGGGGUGGUUAUCACUUCCCCGACUGGGCGUACAAGGCAGAGUCGAGCCCAGGCUCCCGUCAGAUCCAGCUGUGGCACUUCAUCUUGGAGCUGCUGCAGAAGGAAGAGUUUCGCCAUGUCAUCGCCUGGCAACAGGGAGAGUAUGGCGAGUUUGUCAUCAAGGAUCCUGAUGAAGUGGCCAGGCUGUGGGGCCGGCGGAAAUGUAAACCCCAGAUGAACUAUGACAAGCUGAGCCGGGCUCUCAGAUAUUAUUACAAUAAAAGGAUCCUGCAUAAAACAAAGGGGAAGAGGUUCACCUAUAAAUUCAACUUCAACAAACUGGUCAUGCCCAAUUAUCCUUUCAUCAACAUCAGACCAAAUGGUGCUGUUCCUCAGAGUGCUCCGCCAGUUCCUUCAGCUUCCUCCCACUUCCACUUUUCUUCUCUGGACUCCCCCAAUGAAGAUGCCCAUGUCAGUCGUUUCUCUGGGAGCUCCACAGCACAGUCCAGCCGUGAAUCCUUGAAUGAUAUUGGUGAACGCAAACAGAUGCCUUCAGACCCUGAGGACUUACACUCAGAAUGGCGCCGCAGCGCAGACCUGAUGUCCUCACGAAACACAAUUGGCCCUGGCACCCAUGGCCUCCAGAAGCAUAAAUCUGAUCUCAUGCUUCCAGUAUUCCCAAUGCCUGGAAUGUAUGCAGAUCCCCACAGUCCUUUUGCGGUCUCUCCUCUUCCUGGACGUGGAGGGUUACUUAAUGUGCCCAUCUCCCCUGCCUUGUCUUUGACUCCAACAGUCUUUUCUUACAGUCCCUCUCCUGGACUAAGCCCAGCUUUUCAGAGUGGCAGCUGCUUUAACUUCAACCCUGAAGAGAUGAAACACUACCUGCAAGCUCAGGCUUGCUCUGUACUUAACUACCAUCUAAGUCCACGGACUUUACCAAGAAUGCCCAGUUUUAUGAUGCCACCACCUCAGCGCCCUUAUCCUCCUGAGGAGCAGCCAGCAUUCCCUAUUAAGCUGCAGCCUCCCCCAAUGGGACGGAGGAAUAGGGAGCAGCCCCAAACUCCAGAGGCUAUGAUGAGACCUCUUCCUCCACAAGCUCCCUUGCCACCUGUGAAGGUGGAGCCCGUGUCCGACGACGAGCCAGACAAAGAAGAGUUUGAGAGUGAUGAAGAGAAACCAUCUCCAAGACCAGUUGCUGAGAAGGACAGGCAUACAUUUAUCAAACCCGCUGCCCCUUCCUGGCCAAAUUUCCCCACAGUUUCACUUCAAGUGAACUACCCCAAGGAGGGUACAGAACAACCAGCUGAGGCUGGAGACAAGGCAGUUAAGGAUACUUCCACUACUGUUGUGGUAGAAAAGAAGGAGGACUCUUUGCCCCCCAAAUUUCGCCUUAAACGUCUCUGGAACGGCGAACGACAAGCAGAGGGCAUUGAGGAACGAGAGUGCCGAAAAGUCAGCUGCAUCAUCAGUGGCUUGCGUGUCACUGACCUUCCAACUGAAACAAAGGCUGUAGCAGCCACUGAUCCUAGUACUGGAACAUGUAUUUUAUAUAAAUAUAUAUAUUUUUUUAUUUUGUAA
Molecule: messenger RNA, 1596 nt
Organism: Staurois parvus
Lineage: Eukaryota; Metazoa; Chordata; Amphibia; Anura; Ranidae
Source: the annotation of a GenBank genome assembly